CAUUUUAUCAAUUUAUUAUCCGGCACUAGCCACUAACUACUAUUUUGUAAUUUGUAUUCACUAGUCAGGACUCAGGUUUAUUAUUAUUCGUUAUUUAGUUAAUACACGUUAAUGGUCACUCGUUUAUUUGUUACACGAUUGUUUAGGACGUUUCGAUGCACGUUUAGACACUUUAUUACUAACGUCUGAUUGUAUAUUACAAAUUUAAAUAGUUCAUAGUACUCAGUUAUAUUUUAAAACUAUGUCUUAAGUUCAUUACUGUUGUUUUCUUUUGUGCAUUUUAGUAGUAUACACUAUAAUAAUAUACAAUAUACACAUAAAAUGUUACCUCUUUCAUUACUAAAAACUGCUCAGAAUCACCCUAUGUUGGUGGAAUUAAAAAAUGGUGAAACAUACAAUGGACAUUUAGUAACAUGUGAUAGUUGGAUGAAUAUCAAUUUACGAGAAGUGAUCUGCACAUCUAAAGAUGGAGAUAGAUUUUGGAGACUUCCGGAAUGUUAUAUUAGAGGUAGUAUGAUUAAAUACUUGAGAAUACCUGAUGAAAUAUUUGAUAUGGUAAAAGAAGAUAUAGUUGUAAACAAAGCUCGUGGUCGAACAGAUAACCAGAAAAAUCGUGCUCCUAGAGGAGCUAGGCAAGGGUUCAGUGGAAGAGGAGGUGGUAGUAACAACCGAGGUACUGGACCACAACAACAGAGAGGUGGCCCAAAUAAGUUUAGAGGAAAAUAAAUUGUAUAUUUCAUAAGUCGUAUUUAUAGAAUAAAAUAUAUAAUUACGACAUGUGUAAAAAAAAUUCUCAUAUUUUUUUAAAUUAAUUAAGAAUAAUUUACUUAACCAACAAUAUUCCAUCAAGAAAGCAAAAUAAAAAGGCGGGGAAGUAUAUAUUCUGCUGUAUUCAAGUAGGUCACUGUAAGGGAUGAUGUUAAAUUUUGAAUUCAAUGAUAUUAAAUUAUUGUAUACGAAAAACAAUUCUGAGAAUAGACGGUUUGUUUGUUUAUAAUAUUAAUAAGUAUAUUUGAUGAUAUUGUUGUGAAUAAAGUAAUUUAUAUAACAUA
Metopolophium dirhodum (rose-grain aphid) is the source of this 1052-nucleotide messenger RNA. RefSeq names its product U6 snRNA-associated Sm-like protein LSm4. The transcript is spliced from 5 exons. Gene Ontology annotation, molecular function: U6 snRNA binding. The record is from RefSeq and is a predicted model, not a curated record. NCBI's taxonomy places the organism in Eukaryota, Metazoa, Arthropoda, Insecta, Hemiptera, Aphididae. Gene Ontology annotation, cellular component: spliceosomal tri-snRNP complex; U6 snRNP; P-body. Gene Ontology annotation, biological process: spliceosomal snRNP assembly; mRNA splicing, via spliceosome; nuclear-transcribed mRNA catabolic process. Bases 322 to 726 code for a protein of 134 amino acids.